This is a messenger RNA of Hypomesus transpacificus, 4215 nucleotides long. It is a transcript of the gene arfgap3, whose product is annotated as ADP-ribosylation factor GTPase activating protein 3. NCBI's taxonomy places the organism in Eukaryota, Metazoa, Chordata, Actinopteri, Osmeriformes, Osmeridae. The transcript is spliced from 16 exons. The coding region runs from base 118 to 1707 and encodes 529 amino acids. Gene Ontology annotation, molecular function: GTPase activator activity. The record is from RefSeq and is a predicted model, not a curated record. Gene Ontology annotation, biological process: COPI coating of Golgi vesicle.
GUGUCCAAAAAGCCAUGACUAAUGAGUAAGAGCUCAUGGGUCAGGCAUCUUUCGGGAGAAAUAUCGGUGGAUGCUGUUUCGGUCUUUACCUGACAGGUAAAGUCAACAGGUAGAAAGAUGAGUGACCCCAGUAAGCAAGACAUUAAGGCUAUUUUCAAGCGGCUGCGUUCCAUACCAACAAAUAAGGCCUGUUUUGAUUGCUCAGCAAAGAACCCCAGCUGGGCCAGUAUAACCUAUGGAGUAUUCCUAUGUAUAGACUGCUCAGGGACACACAGGUCCCUCGGUGUACAUCUGACCUUCAUCAGAUCAACUGAGCUGGACUUCAACUGGUCCUGGUACCAGAUACGAAGUAUGCAAGUGGGCGGAAAUGCCACUGCGAUGGCGUUUUUUGCCCAGCAGGGCUGCACAUCCAACGCCGCCAACACCAAGUACAACAGCCGCGCGGCGCUGCUCUACAGGGAGAAAAUCAAGAGCCUCGCCACACAGGCCACCCGGCGCAACGGCACGGAGUUGUGGUUGGACUGCCAAGCCCCCCUGUCUCCGGCUUCACCCGUCGACAAGCAGGAGGAUUUCUUCAGUCUGCAUAUACAGGCUCCUCCUAAAGAGUUGGUCUCAGCAGGCAUGAGCCUCAACUCCACCCUGGCUCCUGAGGAGACGUCUGCCAAGGAGCAGGACAAGGAAUCCAACGGCAAUUCAGAGGAGGGCCCUAGAGUGGAUGCGCUAAGUGUGUCCCCUAAAGCCACCGUAGAUCCCUCCUCUAUGUUAAAGAAGAAACCAGCGGCAGGAAAGAAAACGCUGGGCUCCAAGAAAGGCGGUCUAGGGGCCCAGAAGGUGAGCAGCCAGAGCUUCUCUGAGCUGGAGAAGAGGGCUCAGGCUGUGGAUAAGCUCCGCGAGGUGGACAGCACCACCACUAAGAAGAAGACCCCUCAAGCAGAAGAACCCAUAGCUUCCUCUCUCCGUCUGGCCUACAAGGACCUGGAGGAACAGAGGAAGAGGGGGGAGGAGAAGAUGAAGGGAAUGGAGGGGAAGAAGAAGGAGCAGGCUGAGCGUCUGGGCAUGGGCCUGGGCAACAGGAGUGGCAUGUCUCACUCUGUGACGUCAGACAUGCACAUCAUCGAGCAGGAGAGCCCAGUGGGGGCCAAGACCACCAAAGCAAAGAAGUACAUAGACGAAGAGGAGAACGAGGGCUCCUUUACUUCCAGAAUGUCGUCCAGGUUCGAUGACCAGACAGAGACCUCGGAUAAGUUCUUCACUCAGUGGGGUGAUGCUGGAGAGGGGGGCUGGAGGAAAGAGAGCACCAAAGCCGAGCCUGAUUUCUACCUGAGUGCCAUGACCUCCUCAUUGGACGACAGGACCACGUCCAGGCGGAAACCGGAACCAGUUCCCAUCACAGACUUGGGCGAAGCCCGGAAAAAGUUUGGUGACGUGAAGGCCAUCUCCUCCGACAUGUACUUCGGCAAGCAGGACGAGUCGGAUUACGAGGCCAAAACCAGGCUGGAAAGACUGUCUGGGAACUCCUCCAUCAGCUCGGCCGACCUGUUUGACGACCCGAAGAAACAGCCAGCAGGCUCGUACCGCCUGACCAACGUGCUACCCAACGCCCCGGACAUGUCGCAACUCAAGCUGGGGGUCCGGAACGUCGCUGGAAGGCUGUCCGUCAUGGCCAGCGGGGUGGUGUCCUCCAUCCAGGACCACUACAGCACCUAAGUCCAGUGUGAAACACUAUGCAUUUGGCAGUGGCACACCCAUUGGGGGGGGUUGGGGGAUUGAGAAGGUGGCUAGUGACACACAGAUGUAUGAAGGACACAUGCACAUACCAAAGGCUGCCAUAGAAGAGAAUGGGUAAAAGAGUUGUAGGCUCUGAAGGAAGAGAAAAAGGUAUGGGUUAACAUCCUGAACAGCAGAAUAUAAAACAUGUCUAUAUAAAGAGUUUAGGAUUUAGCUAUGUGUAAAUACAACAGCUUUUUGAGUUAAUGGAGUGUUAUAAGGUCAUGGAAUCCUCUAGGAACUGAGGGUGAUAUAUGCUGGAAGGCUUUUCUGUAUAACAAAUUUGGUUGUAUAAAGUAAUUGUUUUGGGACUGUAUUAUUUUUAAUACAUUUUGAAUGCGAAAGAUUAGCCUAUUUCAUUUUUGACGUUGACUUGCGAUAUUCAAAUCUUGUUAUACACAGUACAAUUAGUGGUGUUUUGGAGGGUAUUUUAUUUUCGCCACCCCCCCCCCCCCCCCCCCCCCCCCCCCCCCCCCUGUACUCAUAUUGGUGAUUGUAGAAGUCAUGCUGAAACAUCAGACUACUAGUUAUGUUUCUUUGUGUGUUUGUUUUCUUGCUCAGACUAUAGCCCGUGUUGACGCCUAAUCUAUUGGGUCUAGCCUCUGGCUCAUACCCAAGUGACAGUGAUUGAGGCCCUUUAAAACACAAACAAACAAUGUGCAAUGGGUGUUUGACUCAAUGUAAACCUGUCCAGCAAGCAUGGCGGAUCGUAGGUAAUCAAGAAAUGGGUGGAUAUAGCUCUUCGCGGUCUGUGGGUCGACUCGCAGAUUGUGGCCAACAGAUCUUGAUCUGGAAGUGUAUGUGUAGCGUUCGUUCAGUGCACAUAUCCCUUAUUUCCAUUGAUUUGAAAGUGCCCUUAUUGUCCUCUAAGUGCACUUACAAUUCCAAACACAGGACCAAUAUGGCUACAUGCGAAGAAGGACGGCCUUAUAUUUUUCUGGAAAAAGCAUUGAAUCCUGAAGGGGGGGGGACCAGGGGUUAACUUUUCUCUCUUUGUGUAUUGGCACCGUGUUUAAUACUUUGUUUUUCAAAGUGGGAUGUGUUGGUCGUUUAUAGAUCACACGUAUUAUACUGAGGGGAUUGAUCUAUCUGAGUUGUACUUGUAUUUUCUGCUAAAACGAGACAAGGAGACCUCUUUGAAGAACAAAACUCACAAAUUGUAAAUGGAUUGUUUAGGCUGUGGCAAGGAAAUAAUUGGCAAAUUAUUAUUUAUAUUUGUUUGUUUUUUGCCAGGAGUGACAAAGGAGGAUGGGGCUGCAAUAGAUUCAUAGAGAUGUUUAAUAUCACUAUUCAUAUAUUUGGCUACACCUAGACUGACCCUGAUGGGUGGCACGACGGUUGCACUACUUAUUAUUGUGAUGUGACCAUUUGUUGGAUGACCUUACAGUUGCGCACUAUAACAUGCGAUGUCCAUAAGGAAGGUGUGUUUACUUUAGUGAAAGUGUUUUUGUGGUGGUUUUGAGUUUGAGUGGCUGUAAUUUAGUAACUGUCUUUUUGCUGGAGUCAAUUAAUUAUUUGUAACUGACAGUGCCUAAUCCCAAAUCAAGCCUUACUCCUUUCUCUAAGCAGCAUUUCAGAUCUUGAGAAGUAUGGUGGAAUGGCAUUAUUGGGCCUCACUCCAGCUUGGCUUUUAUUGCUCCAAUUGAAUAACUCCUGUAAAUGCAUAGUGUUUUGGUUGUAAGCAUCUGAUUUAGGAUUGGGUUCUAGACAAAGUUAUAGCACACUGCCCAAUGUUCUCUUUCAUGUAAUCAUUUUUAUAUGUACUCCAUUAUAGAAUGAAGAAAAUAUAACAACAAAAAUACUUGUGUAUGAAAAAAGUUGUCCUUUUGAAUCUGAAUCACAUAAAAGAUAGAAGACAGAAAAAUAGGAAUGAUACGGUUCAUCUUUUUUACAUUUAAUACAUGCCUUAAUCCAAAGAGUUGCAUUGUAGCACGUUUCCCCUAAAAACAGUAGACAUGGCGCAGUCAUGUAGGGAUCUGCAGUUUAUGUUGCGGUGGGGGAAUCGUUUUUGUUUUAAUGCACAUCUUUUGCACAUGCUUCAUUUUAGUUUUUUUUCCGUAUUAUUUACCCGAAUGUUACCAUAAACAUGAGAUCCAGUAAAUUCAGGUCAUUGUGAUGCUUUUGUUUUGUAUAGAACUAUUAAAUGAUAUACAAAGUUAUGUUGAUUUUGCAUGGCUCUUCAGCUUUCAUCGUGCAUCCUGACUUCAUGAUCUCAAUUUUAAUAUCUCAAUACUUCAGUAGUUAGCAUUGAGAGCUCACAUACACCAAUACAUGGGGGGGGGGGUAAAUGGAUAUACGCUUUAGUAGAAAACAUUUUUAUAAAAUGAUAUAGAAAAUGUAUGACGGCUAUUAUUAUUUAUACAUUUUCAUGCUUUUAUGUAGUUCAAAUGAGGGAUAAUGUCAUUUGUGAAAAUGCCAAAUAAACUGUUACUCCCUUAGAUCCGUAUU